This is a messenger RNA of Microplitis demolitor, 1379 nucleotides long. Its product is annotated as polycomb protein eed-B. Gene Ontology annotation, biological process: negative regulation of transcription by RNA polymerase II. The transcript has a single exon. NCBI's taxonomy places the organism in Eukaryota, Metazoa, Arthropoda, Insecta, Hymenoptera, Braconidae. Gene Ontology annotation, molecular function: nucleosome binding; protein binding. The record is from RefSeq and is a predicted model, not a curated record. Gene Ontology annotation, cellular component: ESC/E(Z) complex. The coding region runs from base 1 to 1275 and encodes 424 amino acids.
AUGAAAAAAUCACGAGCACCGGCGUACGCAUCAAGUCAUGAGGAAAGCGAAAAUGACAGUGACCAGACAGAGUGCAGCAUUGGAAGCAACUCGACCGCUGGAACUCAUCGCAGUGAUACUCCAAACGGAGCUAAGCCCCGGCGCAAAGGUCGCCGUCGCAGUAAAACCACAAAGAACAAGCCGAUAAAUGAUAAGCCGCUUUACAAAUACUGCUGCAGCGUGAAAGAAGACCAUGGGCAGCCUCUGUUUGGAGUCCAGUUCAAUCAUCAUCUGAAAGAGGGCGAGCCGAUGAUCUUCGCGUCAGUUGGCAGCAACCGGGUGAGUAUCUACGAGUGUCCUGAAGGCGCAAACAUGAGACUGCUUCAGUGCUACGCGGAUCCAGAUAGUGAAGAGAAUUUUUAUACAUGCGCGUGGACGUAUGAUGAUGCGGGGAAGCCUUUGCUCGCGGUAGCGGGAUCACGGGGAGUAGUCAGAGUUAUUAGUCCGGUAACAAUGACCUGUGUUAAACACUACAUAGGUCACGGGCACGCGAUCAAUGAGCUGAAGAUCCACCCUCGGGAUCCGAAUGUUCUUUUGUCGGCAUCAAAAGAUCAUGCGCUGAGACUCUGGAACAUAAAGACCGACGUCUGUAUCGCGAUCUUCGGUGGAGUUGAGGGCCACCGGGACGAAGUGCUCAGUGCGGACUUUGACAUGAAAGGCACGAGGAUUAUUUCCUGUGGAAUGGACCACGCGCUGAAACUCUGGUCGCUCGAGAAACCGGACAUGAAGGAGGCAAUAAAACAGUCUUACUUCUGCAACCCCGCUCGCAAUAGUCGGCCUUUUGAUUCCAUACUCCAGCAUUUUCCCGACUUCACAACUCGGGACGUCCACAGGAACUACGUCGAUUGCGUCAAGUGGUACGGGGACUUUAUACUCAGCAAGAGCUGCGAGAACUGCAUCGUCUGCUGGAAACCCGGUCGACUCGAAGAUUCCCAGCUGCGUAAUAAUGAAACCAGCGCUACAGUAAUGCAUCGUUUUGAAUUUAAAGAGUGCGACAUCUGGUUCAUUCGCUUCUCAAUGGAUUUCUGGCAGCGCACGAUAGCUCUAGGCAACCAGGUGGGAAGGACUUACGUCUGGGACUUGGAUGUCGAUGAACCUGGACAAGCUAGGUGCUGUUCUCUCCAGCAUCCGAGAUGCACUGCGCCUAUCAGGCAGACUAGUUUGAGUCGCGAUGGCUCUGUUUUGCUCUGCGUCUGUGACGAUGCUACUGUCUGGCGAUGGAAUCGUGAUCAUUAGUUAUAAGUAUUAUUAUUAUUAUUAUUAUUGAACUGUUUAUUUAUAUUAUUGGUUUUGAUGAAUUAUUGGUCAGUCCAAAUAUACAUUAAUGCUUGUAAAUUAAU